ACUUUUGAAGCAAAAGCUUAAGCAAAGCCUUUCCUUGCAACAGUCAGGAGAGAGAGAUUGCUCUUAGCCAAGGGCCAGGGAAAACCAAAGGAGGGCUAUUGAAAAAGGGCGAGAGCCCUUGCUGAGGGUCCAGGAUGGCUUUCCCCUGGCCGGGCUCAACAGCUCUGCUCCUGCUGUGGGUAUGUUGCACUGCAGUGGAUGCUCAAAAUGGUUGCGGGCCACCACCUAGAAGAGACCGUGAAGAACUUGCUGACUUAUCACCUAAAGAAUCAUAUUCACAUGAUGACAUUGUGUUGUAUAAUUGCCGGCCUGGGUACAUAAAACUUGGACGCUUCCGAAUGCAAUGCAAAAAUGGAAACUGGGAACAAGCGCCACCAUACAUUGAAUGUAAAAAAAAACCCUGUGGACAUCCUGGAGAUAUCCAAUUUGGCUCUUUUGAACUUGUUGAAGGAGAUGGGUUCUACUUUGGUGCUCGUGUUGUUUAUCGAUGUGAUGAAGGAUAUCAGAUGCUCAGCCGUACGGAUUUCCGUGUAUGCCGGGCUGAUGGAUGGAGCAAUGAUGUCCCUCACUGUGAAAUAACAAAGUGUUUCCCUGUGAAAGAACCAGAAAAUGGAAGGAUCGUUCAGACUGGAAUAAUGGAUCUGGAUCAAGAUUUUUUAUUUGGCCACCUGCUGCGAUUUGAAUGUGUUGAGCACUUCAAAAUUGAAGGUUCUGCUGAGAUAGUUUGUACAGCUCAAGGAACUUGGAGUGCACCCGUACCAAAAUGUGUAGAAGUAACCUGCCAACCACAACAUAUUGAUCAUGGACGUAUACUGGCACAAAGGGCAGUUUAUAAGGAUGGUGAACAAAUACAAUUUUCCUGUGACCGUGGAUACAGACAUGCUGAUAGGAAAGAAGCAACAUGCACUAGGAAUGGGUGGAAUGGACGACUCGAAUGUAUAGAAAUUGUAUGCCUGCCACCCCAUUUGCAAAAUGGUAACUUCCAACCUAGGGGGCUUCAGUUUAGAUAUGAAGAACAAAUUGAAAUAAAAUGUGAUGAUGGGUUUCAGAGUGCCGGUUCUUCCAGGUGCACAGAACAAGGCUGGCAACCUCCUGCAACAUGUAUACCUAAGAACUGUGGCUAUGUCCGUUUAUCAAAUGGAUAUUUUUAUUACAAUGAACCAUUACAUUCCUUCCCCAAAAGGCUGGGCUAUACAAUGGAUUAUCAUUGUAAUUCUGGUUUUCUGCCACCAAAUAAGGAAAACUGGCAAAAAAUUAAGUGCACCAAGACUGGCUGGGAUCCAGAACCAAAAUGUUUCAAAACAUGUGAACAUAGGUAUCCUUUUACAAAUGGUAAAUUCAUUUAUAGUUCUUGGACCAAACCCUUCAUCGAGGGUGACAAAAUCACCUAUUUUUGUAACAAAGGAUAUCGCUCUGCAACUGAGAAUACAACAGUCACAUGCACAAAAGCUGGCUGGUCACCGCCUCCAAGAUGUGCCACUUUGGAGGAAACCCAUCCAUCUUCAUGUGAAAAUAUUGCUCUGAGCAAUGGCUUUUUCAUAAGUCGAGAAGAUCGCUUUUCUCUCAAUGAGAAAGUGACCUAUCGGUGUCAGAGUGGCUUCACAACUGCAGAAGGACAUGGGGAAGGACAGAUACAGUGCCAGGCAGAAGGAUGGAAGCCAGAGCCAAAGUGCAUCAAGACAUGCCUAAAGCCAGCUGAAGAGAAUGCUGUAUUUGACCCAUCCAAAACAACUUUCUUCUCAAAUGAAAAACUUCACUAUGAAUGUAAAGAGGGUUUUCAAACUGUUCAAGAAACUUCAGGUGGCCACAUACAAUGCACGGAGAAUGGAUGGGACCCAAAGCCUGUCUGUUUACCCAUUGAAUGUGAAGGCCCUGUUAUGGAGAAUGGCGGAGUGGAGGAAAGAAAAGACAAGUUUGUGAAUGGAGAUGUGGUGCGAUUUUCCUGUUCAAAAGGGUACACGAGAGUUGGGCCUGACUCUGCCCAGUGUUACCACUUCGGAUGGUCUCCCCAGCCUCCCAAAUGUAAAAAAACGGUCAACCCUUGUGUACAGCCAAACUCUACAAGUCCACACAGUUCUGCUUAUGGUGAAUUGCGUGAAGAAUACCAACAUGGUGAGAAAGUGGCAUAUGAGUGUGAUGUUGGAUUUGCAAUGACUGGACCAAACACAAUAGAGUGUGUUGAUGGGGAAUGGACCUCUUUGCCCUCAUGCACAGAGGAAUCAAAAACCUGUGGACGACCUACCCGUAUUGCGUCUGGACAGCCUGUCAGUGUUGACGCACAGAGAUACAAGCAUAAUGAAACUGUUGAUUAUGAAUGUACAGGAAAAAUUGCCAUUCCUGGACCUGUUACAGCCAGGUGUCUUCAUGGAAAGUGGGAGUUACCUUUAUGCACUGGAAAAUGUAGACGGCCAAAAAACACAAAGUUUGUACCAGAUGUUCCUCUUAACAAGCAAUUUAACUAUAACGAGAUUGCAAACUACAGCUGUCAUUCUGGUUUUUAUACAACAAAAUGUGUUGGUGGAAAAUGGUCACCUGAACCAGAAUGCAAAGGUAUGUCUUUGUGUGUUAUAUCUAAGUUCCUGCUUUCAGUUAUUCAGUUUUUAUUACAAUUAUAGAUUAGUCAUGUAGAA
Molecule: messenger RNA, 2630 nt
Organism: Pogona vitticeps (central bearded dragon)
Lineage: Eukaryota; Metazoa; Chordata; Lepidosauria; Squamata; Agamidae
Source: RefSeq, a predicted model, not a curated record